Molecule: messenger RNA, 393 nt
Organism: Paraglomus brasilianum
Lineage: Eukaryota; Fungi; Glomeromycota; Glomeromycetes; Paraglomerales; Paraglomeraceae
Source: the annotation of a GenBank genome assembly
AUGGCUUAUUCUAUCAAAUCUGGCCAGAAACUGAAUCAUGACUUUGCCAGUGAUACCUUCGACUUUUCAAGCCUUAGUUCAGUUAUAUCAGAACAUGUGCCAGUGGAGGGUGAAAGCGACGACGAAGACUACAGACAUCCAGUACCACCGUCAAUCGAUUUGGCUGAGCAUACAUCUUCAUUUACCCUGGAGAGCAGUUCACCUCCGAACAUGUUCCCACCGAAAGGAAUCAGCGAAAAGGAAUACCAAGACGUCGUUGGUGACGAGAGUGGGCUAUACGACGAUGACGCGGCUUCGCUUGAUCUUUCUCAUUUGUUAGGCGAAGCCCGUCGUCGAAAAGUUAGAGCUUCCUUUGAGCACAACAAAAAUGCAAGAAAUGCAGAUAACUCUUCA